AUGGCUUCACCACUCCAGCCGUCUCCGACUAUCCUCCUCCCCGGUCUACCGCCGAAGACGCUGGUCGGGAUCGACCUAAUCACCUUCACCUCAACGGCCAACUUCCAUGGAAUCCGGGAUUUACCCGAAGGUUGGCACUUUUUGUACACCGGUACAACAGAGAGCCUCUCCCUUCGCUGUGGAGCAUGGUUCUACGUCGGUGAUAUCGGCAAGGCUGGGAUAGGAGGCAAUGACAACGCGCUCGUGACACGAAACCAAAGACCAGGGCCGGAGAUCUAUAUCUGGAAAUGGAAUUCCGACACUGAGUCACUUGCUUCGCUGAAAGCCGACAGCGAUCUAGACAGUCAGGCCGCCAUGCGCUACAAGGCGAACCUGGGUGCGGUCUGGCAGAAUGGUGGCUUAUUCCGAUACCGAAGCCGCGUGUCGCCGGCCAUGCUGUCUAAUCAAUCCGGUUCAACGCAGAAUGAGGCACCCCGGAUGGAAGAGGAUACGGAACCCGAGGAAAGCGGACGCAGGGAUUGGCAACAGCUUACCGACCGGAUAUCGCCCAGUCUGCUGUCUCGCGUUAUUGGCAAUGCGGAGCUGGACGUCGAUGGCCAUCCGCGGUGGAUGGUGACGUCUGCCGGUACUGCCAACCGUGAUGCGGAUCAUAUCCCUGGGCUCGAUCAACCAGCGGAAGGACAAGAUGGAAAAGCAGAGACCAGCGGAGAACAAGAAAGGGAGUUUGGUUUCCUUCCGGUUGAUCUUAAGCGAACUUGGCGAGAGGGAGCCAUUGGACGCGAAAGGACCGAAGCUGCCCAGGACCGCUCUUGGGCUCUGGGAGAAUUGAUCCUCGUGUACUCUAGUUCGGUCACUGGCGAGAUAACAGUUGAUGAGCGAACCGGUGAAUCACAGCUUCUGGGGGAGCUACAGUUCACCUUCCUGAUGGUUCUGACCAUGAUGAACUUUUCAUGCCUCCAGCAGUGGAAGCGGCUUCUGGAGCUUAUCCUAACUUGUCGUCGAGCGAUUGUUGACAGAGAAGAAUUCAUGAGCGAGGUGGUUCGCUUACUUUUGCGGCAGCUGAAGCGGUGCGAUGAUGUCGAAGGCGGUCUCUUCGAGAUUGACGGCGAUGAAGGUGGAGCCUUCUUGCGCAACCUGCUCACAAAGCUUCGACGAUCUGUGGAUGAAGUUGUUGAGAAUGGAGCCGGCUCAACAGUCAAGGCCGAACUCGACAAGCUGGAGGCAUGGGUGAAGGAAGAGUACGACUGGGAGUUGAAGCGCGAGUCUAUUGUCAGACGGGGAAUGCUCCAACUGGAGGACGGCGAAGAAGUCGAAAUGGAAAUGGACGAUAACGACGAGGAUGAGGAAACGGGCGAGUAUGCCCCCCUCGUCGUUGAUCUGGACGAAGGCAACACCAUGCCGGAAGAAGAGGUUGAAGAUGAAGGCACACCUGACAUCGACGACAUGAGAUACUAA
Molecule: messenger RNA, 1455 nt
Organism: Penicillium cinerascens
Lineage: Eukaryota; Fungi; Ascomycota; Eurotiomycetes; Eurotiales; Aspergillaceae
Product: AAR2 splicing factor family protein
Exons: 1
Coding region: 1-1455 (484 amino acids)
Biological process (GO): spliceosomal tri-snRNP complex assembly
Source: RefSeq, a predicted model, not a curated record